AACCUACGCGACCGACGACCACUCCCGUCUGCGCCCUAACCCUCCAUCCUCCCCAGAGAUCUUCGAUACGCCGCUACUCCAUCUCGACCUGCAUCUCCACAAUCACACACCAAUGGACAGUCAUCCAUUAUAUGCGCUGCUGCCGCUGGUCAACUCGCCCGCUGCAGCAGCAGACUUUGUUGUUCGCGCGACCUCGGCGCCGGAUCUCUUCUCGUUCGCAUACCUCGUCCACCACCCGUCGCUCACGCAGCAUCUCCCGCCGCCAGCCUCCUCCCUCCUGCGCAUCUUCGCCAGCGGCACAUGGGCAGACUACAAGGCCCUGACUGAUGCGCCUUCUCUCUCAGACGCGCAGGCAACAAAGCUCAAGCAACUCACGCUCGUCUCGAUGGCCUCCGCAGCGCACAAGAUCCCCUACGCGACACUGUACUCGUCGCUCGAUCUCGCCGACUCGCGCGCGCUCGCGUCCCUCGUCGUCUCCUGCGUGUACUCGAACCUGCUCUCGGCCACACUCGACACGCGCGCGCAGAUCGUCAGCGUCAGCGCCGUGCGCGCGGGUCGCGAUGUGGUUGAUAAGCGCGGCGUCGAGCAGCUCAAGACCGUGAUUGAUACAUGGAGCGAGCGGUGUCGGGCCACGAUUGAGGAACUUGCGCUCGAGGCGCGGAAAGCGCGCGAGGCGAGUAUCAAGCAGAGCAAGGACGUGCGGGAGUAUAACCGCGUCGUCGACCAGAUCAAUGCACAGAUUCAGUCUCAGUCUGGUCGGACGGGCAAGGGCGGAAGUGGGCAUGGGCAUGGACAUGGACAACAGAAUUGGAACGGGAACGGUUCUGAGGAGGUGGAUGGAGAACCAAUGGACUUGGAUGCCACCAGUCCACUGAGCGAUUCAAGUUUGAACAAGAAACGCAAACAAAGAACAGUCUCAUAGCGAUUACACCACAUCAUAGCAUAGAUAUUAAUACGCUGCAUUAUAAUAUACUAUCUAGAAUCACCAACCCUCUUCUAAAAUUACACAUGUCCGACCAUUAAACAUAACUAAA
Molecule: messenger RNA, 1034 nt
Organism: Myxozyma melibiosi
Lineage: Eukaryota; Fungi; Ascomycota; Lipomycetes; Lipomycetales; Lipomycetaceae
Exons: 2
Coding region: 113-922 (269 amino acids)
Cellular component (GO): COP9 signalosome
Source: RefSeq, a predicted model, not a curated record